UCCAGUGACACAGCGCUGGGAUGAGUGGAAGAGCAGACCAGGACAUGUCUGAGUAGAAACCUGCAUUGUCUUCCAACACGAACAGCAUAAAACCCCCGUGUUGAAGAUGGGACAGUGCGGUAUCACGUCGUCAAAGACGGUUCUGGUCUUUCUGAACCUGAUAUUUUGGGCUGCUGCUGGUAUCCUGUGCUAUGUUGGAGCCUAUGUCUUCAUUACAUAUGAUGACUACGAUCACUUCUUCGAAGAUGUGUACACUUUCAUCCCAGCAGUGACCAUUAUUGCAGUUGGAGCCCUCCUUUUCAUUAUUGGACUCAUUGGAUGCUGCGCUACAGUGCGAGAGAGCUACUGUGGCCUCACGACGUUUGUUGUCAUUCUCCUGCUGGUUUUCGUGACGGAAGUGGCAGUUGUGGUUCUCGGAUAUGUUUACAGAGCAAAGGUUGAAAAUGAAGUUAAUAUUUCUAUCAAGAAAGUGUAUGAUGAAUACAAUGGCACCAACAGCAAUGCCCAGAGCCGUGCCAUCGACUAUAUUCAGAAACAGCUUCAGUGUUGUGGGAUCCACAAUUACUCAGACUGGCAGAACACACACUGGUUUGAAGAAUCCAAAGACAACAGCGUCCCCAUAAGCUGUUGCAAACCUUACACUGGAAGAAGCUGCACAGGGUCCCUCGCUCACCCUGAAGAUCUUUACCAAGAAGGAUGUGAAGCUCUUGUUGUAAAGAAGUUGAAGGAGAUCAUGAUGUACGUCAUCUGGACUGCGCUGACAUUUGCUGCCAUCCAGAUGCUGGGGAUGUUGUGCGCAUGUGUCGUGCUGUGCCGCAGAAGCCGAGAUCCUGCCUACGAGCUGCUCAUCACAGGGGGUACCGUUGCAUAAAGGAGAGCAUAUUUCUCACCAUAAAAACACUUUCAGAGCUAACAUUGGUGAGAGCAUGAAAAUAAUACAUUACCACACUAACCUUAAAACACCAACCACACUAAAGUUAUAUAUUUUACCUGUUUUUCAAAAAAAAAAAGCUAGAGACCAAAUUCUUCAAUGGUCGAUGUAAAUGAGUUGAGGAAACGUUCUGCUGCUCUGAGGAUGACACGAGGAUAAAAGACCUAAUUUCUGGAGUAAAAUGUGGACAGGAUAAUAUCCUCAUAUGUUAGUUUGCACUAUGUGUACGGCUUUGAAUAUUUUGUAUUUAAAUCUGUCCUGAAAGACUGUAUAAUUAUACCCUUUACCUCCACUACUACUACUACUACUACUAUUACUGCAACUGCUACUAUCCUUCUACUACAGCUAGAUUUUGGUUAAAACUUCACCUUUCACCAGCAGUAUUCUGUAAAGACAUAGUGGACAAAACAGCCCAAAGUGACGGCAAGUUGCUGCGUAUGAACUGUGUAACCUAACAGGCUUUUGCUUACCUGGUCUCUCUUUUUAAAAAUCAAGCUUUUUAAUCCCCUUCAGUAUGUGGGAUUUCUCAAGAUAGACUUUGACCUAUAGCUGUUUUGUUUUUUGUUUUUUGUUUUUUUUUUUGUCUUGAAAGUCUACUGAUGAUAGUUUUAGACUUUGAUUUUCUGAUAUGUAGCAAUAGCAGACUCAAGAAUGUAAAUAAAAUGUGGGGAAAGUUUGAAA
Molecule: messenger RNA, 1612 nt
Organism: Plectropomus leopardus (leopard coralgrouper)
Lineage: Eukaryota; Metazoa; Chordata; Actinopteri; Perciformes; Serranidae
Gene: tspan3a
Product: tetraspanin 3a
Cellular component (GO): plasma membrane
Source: RefSeq, a predicted model, not a curated record